AUGUAUGUGGUGAGACGGAGGGGGAUGCCUUGGGGCUGUACCUGUGCUCCACACGGAAAAAGCUGAGAAAAAUAGUGAUUAUUAUCAGUGUAUCCUGGAGCUCCCAACACUGGUCUUUGUGUGGUGAGAUCUGGCCAUCAACCACAGAGAAAAACGACACUGAUUCAACCUUGACUACCUCUCCUCUGCCCUUAUCAUGCUUUUACAACUCCUCACCGCAGUGUGUGUGUUUGUGUGUGUGUGUGUGUGUGUGUGUGUGUGUGAGAAAGUGAAUGAGUCUCUUGUCUGUGUGUGAGUGUAUUCUGUGGCCAGAGUGUAGCCCCCUGGGAUCGGCACUCUUGACAUCAAAAGGCCAAAAGAACAGAAAAACAGAGAGGAAGAGGAGAGCGAGGGAAGGGAAGCUUUUGUGUGUGUGGCCCUGAGAGCUCAGUUCCUAAUGAGACGUAGUCAGCAACACAACACAAAAAACCUGCAUCAGACCCAUUCAGAGAAGGAAAGCAAGCAAGUGCGUGCGUGCGUGAGAGAGAGAGCGAGAGAAACGUUGUACGCCGGCAUAACACUAAGAGAAACAACCAUGCCAUCUGCAACACCUGUAUCAGAUUUAAUUUCUGUCGUCUUGCCAAACCCCCCGCCUCUAUAAAAUAUCAUAUCAAAUAUAGACACGCACACAUAGCAGCCGCCACAUGUCGGGCUCAUCAUGUCAGACAAAUGUAUGUGUUGACGUUAUUCUCUCACUACAAGGCUUAGUAUACUAAAUAUCUGACAUAUGGUCUGGGCCUGAGGCUGUCUAUGAUUCAGGGGGGACUGAGAGAGAGAUAUGGUCUGGGCCUGAGGCUGUCUAUGAUUCAGGGGGGACUGAGAGGGAGAUAUGGUCUGGGCCUGAGGCUGUCUAUGAUUCAGGGGGGACUGAGAGAGAGAUAUGGUCUGGGCCUGAGGCUGUCUAUGAUUCAGGGGGGACUGAGAGAGAGAUAUGGUCUGGGCCUGAGGCUGUCUAUGAUUCAGGGGGGACUGAGAGGGAGAUAUGGUCUGGGCCUGAGGCUGUCUAUGAUUCAGGGGGGACUGAGAGAGAGAUAUGGUCUGGGCCUGAGGCUGUCUAUGAUUCAGGGGGGACUGAGAGGGAGAUAUGGUCCUAGGAACCCACUGUGGAUCCAGGUCUUCAUCUCAACUCAGGUAAUUAGCCCACGUUGAACUAUUAGACAUAUUCUUGGUCAAUAUUCUUAAAGAGAUGGCAUUUGUUUGUGUAUAUUUCGGAGAAAAUCUCUAAAAUGAGGGAUUCAAAGUUAAUUGGUGGCCUUUAACGAGGCAGAUCCUAAUUGAUGGUCAUCUUCAGUGGGUACCCAGGACCAGGGUUGAAUCCACAGCUGCAUUGUGUGGGCUGGAGAGAAGCAGAGGGAAUAUUUUGUGUCACCAAUGAAAGGAGAGUGAAUGUCCGUACAUCCGCUGUUUGCUGCUGCCGAGCGUGAUCUUUAUUUGAGUGAGUUAUACAACCAUAUAUUACUAUUAACCAUAUCGUCUUACUAAACUCUGUGACUCGACAGUCAUAUAAUCACACAAAAGUUGCUCUGAUGAAGACCAUCACGUUCAAAACUCACGUUGAUCACCAGAUCAAUGAAAAUCAUGCUUGGGAGCAGAAAACGGUGAACACAUAUGCUUUAUGUUCAUUGACACGCUGUUUCUAGUCCAGCUCCUGUGCUAUAUUUGAAUGUGUGAUAUUCCUUUCUUUCCUUCUUCUGUGGUGUCCCCAUUUCAGGCAGGUGGCCAAGAAACGCAAGUAAUGCAUAAAGGUGACAUUGUUAGGUGUUACUGGACAUCCCAGCGCAGUAUCACACACCUGGAUCACACCUGUGGGUCCAACUAUUUGAUUAUCACAUAUUUAAUGUUCAAGAUAGGGUGACCGGGUGCAAAACACAUAUUAUGCAAAUUUGUGGAUUGUUUAGCUCAAAGAUGCCAAAAAGAGUCUCUUUGUCACGACAAUGGGAGGUAUACAUGAACACACAGAGGGAGGAGGCAUAGAGGGAGAUAGUUAGAAAGAGGGAUAUAGAGAGACCGGGAGGGAGAAAAAGUUAGAGAGUUGAAAGGAAAGAGGAACAUAGAAAGAGUUGAGACUACAGAGUGGCUUUGGGCUGUCCUGAGAGGGAGAGCGAGAGUGUUAGACGGCUGUCCUGUGUGUGCCUGAAGAGAACAUGACGUGUUUCAGCAUCACCAGUGCUCUACUGUGGAGGGGUCCUCUGGGUCUGGGGACCUCCACACUCACCACACCAAAGAGGUAUCUCUCCCUUACCUUACUUUCUCCUUCUCUCCCCCUUCCUCUCUGCUUCUCUCUCUCUGAUGGGGUCCUAAAUGAGGAGUGACCGACUGCUUGUUUCUCCAUAGUUGUCGUUAACUCUAAAAGUUGAAGCCUUGGGGGGGGGGGAUGAUAAGGUUCUGAAGUGUCUGUCCUAUAUCUAGGACAUAUAAGAAAGAUCAGGAAAUAUACACACUACCGGUCAAAAGUUUUAGAACACCCACUCAUUCAAUUGUUUUUCUUUAUUUGUUACUAUUUUCUAAAUUGUAGAAUAAUAGUGAAGACAUCAAAACUAUGAAAUAACACAUGGAAUCAUGUAGUAACCAAAAAAGUGUUAAACAAAUCAUAAUAUAUUUUAUAUUUGAGAUUCUUCAAAUAGCCACCCUUUGCCUUGAUCGAUCGAUCAAUCAAUCAAUGAAAUUGUAUUUAUAAAGCCCUUUUACAUCAGCAGAUGUCACAAAGUGCUAUACAGUAACCCAGCCUAAAACCCCAAACAGCUAGCAAUGCAGAUGUAGAAGCACGGUGGCUAGGAAGAAACCUAGAGAGGAACCAAGCUCUGAGGGGUGGCCAGUCCCCUUCUGGCUGUGCCGGGUGGAAAUUAUAACAGUACAUGGCCAUUAAGGCCAGAUUUUUCUCCAAGAUGUUCAAACGUUCAUAGAUGACCAGCAGGGUCAAAUAAUAAUCACAGUGGUUGUAGAGGUUGCAACAGGUCAGUACGUCAGGAGUAAAUGUCACUUGGCUUUUCAUAGCUGGGCAUUUAGAGGUUGAAAUAGCAGGUCCGGUAGACAGCUUUGCAGACUCUUGGCAAAGCAGUAAUACCAGCUGAGCUAGGAUUGUGUAAUAAAGUGUUAUUAAGCAUUAGGCAGAGGGAAUGGCUGCAGUGGGGCUUUACAGAGCAUCUAACUUAAUAAUAAAUAAUAAUAUGCCAUUUAGCAGACGCUUUUAUCCAAAGCGACUUACAGUCGUGCGUGCAUACAUUUUUGUGUAUGGGUGGUCCCGGGGAUCGAACCCACUACCUUGGCGUUACAAGCGCCGUGCUCUACCAGCUGAGCUACAGAGGACCACAACUUAAUUCCCCCAGGGAGGACCAUGGUACUAGAGUCCCACUAAGCAUCUGAACCUGUACUAUAGUGCACAUGUUACUUUACAAGGGUUCUGUCCCAGCCACUGAUCAGGCUUCAAUGUUGCCAUCGCCAGCCUCACCUGCCACUAUACCAGCCCUCUGGGCAUAAGGGAAUCAACCACUCUCGGCUGGCGGACAACUGCAUGUAAACAUGCUAACUUUGCCAGAGCAUUUAAACAUUCCUAAAGCAGGAUUGAUUGAAUCCAGCUAUAGGUUUUUAAUGGCUUGGGCACCUUAACACAACAUUAAACAAUUCUUCCACCAGGGGAUGAGUGUGUCAAGUCAGUUCUGUCUGUGUUUGUGUCUCUCUCUGCCCCAAGGAGCCCAUACAGAGCUUCUGUCUUUAGAUUUGUCAGUCUCAGAGUUCACGAUGGCAGAGUUUUUAUUUGUUUAGUAAAAUAACUCAGCCACUUGAUCAGCCGCCGUGUGCUGGAAUGGAACUGGCUCCUGGCUCAUCUCUCUCUCUCUCUGUCGCUCUCGCUCUCUCUCUCUCUCUCUACUAGUCCCCUUCAGGCCAUGUUUGGAAAACAACAAAGACAGUGCUGGGCAAACUAACCGCUCCUGUCAGGGAGGGAGGGAGGGAGGGAGAGCGAGAAAGAAAGAAAGAGAGAACAACAGAAGACAUUGGCAUUGCAGAUGCCCUGGGGUGAGAUGUUUGGUUUGCACGUUACAACAUGUUGGGUAACUGAAGCUUUUGUCGGCUGUUUAGUGUGUCGUGGGAAGUGUAUGAUUUCAGAGGUGUCGGAGCUCAAAGACUCAGUGCUAAUCUUAUCCUGCCUCCCUCCUUUCUUAGACGUAAUCACUGAUCUGAACAUGACUGGAUUGGUGAAGGCAAUGUAUAUGAACUCGCUUUCACCUGUCUCCGAGUUUCCAUUCCGUUUGAACUAGACUGUAACAGUCUUGGAAAAGUAUUUUCGAUAAGUGCAAACUGUUUACGUGCAAUACAGUUUUCCAGUCCCACUUCAAUGAAAUUGUUUUUAAUUGCUAUGGAUAAAUGCAUGCUUUAGUUUAGUACAUGAUGUCAUGACAGUCCCAAGCCGCUAUAUUUACCAGGAGUCUUACAUAUAGGACUGUGGUGAGGCUCAUAGAUCUCCACUAGAUGUUGGAACAUUGCUGCGGGGACUUGCUUCCAUUCAGCCACAAGAGCAUUAGUGAGGUCGGGCACCGAUGUGGGGUGAUUAGGCCUGGCUCACAGUCGGCGUUCCAAUUCAUCCCAAAGGUGUUCGAUGGGGUUGAGGUCAGGGUUCUGUGCAGGCCAGUCAAGUUCUUCCACACCGACCUCAACAAAGCAUUUCUGUAUGGACCUCGCUUUGUGCACAGGGGCAUUGUCAUGCUGAAACAAGAAAGGGCCUUCCCCAAACUGUUGCCACAAAGGUGGAAGCACAGAAUAAUCUACAAUGUCAUUGUAAGCUGCAGCAUUAAGAUUUCCCUUCACUGGAACUAAGGGGCCUAGCCCAAACCAUGAAAAACAGCUCCAGACCAUUAUUCCUCCUCCACCAAACUUCACAGUUGGCACUAUGCAUUGGGGCAGGUAGCCUUCUCCUGGCCUCCGCCAAACCCAGAUUCGUCCGACAGACUGCCAGAUGGUUAAGCGUGAUUCAUCAUGCCAGAGAAUGCAUUUCCACUGCUCCAGAGUCCAAUGGCGGCGAGCUUUACACCACUCCAGCUGACACUUAGUAUUGCGCAUGGUGAUCUUAGGCUUGUGUGUGGCUGCUCGGCCAUGGGAACCCAUUUCAUGACAGUUAUUGUGCUGACGUUGCUUCCAGAGGUAGUUUGGAACUUGGUAGUGAGUGUUGCAAUGAUUUUUACGCGCUACGCGAUUCAGUACUCGGUGGUCCUGUUCUGUGAGCUUGUGUGGCCUACCACUUCGCGGCUGAGCCGUUGUUGCUCCUAGACAUUUCCACUUCACAAUAACAGCAUGUACAGUUGACCGGGGCAGCUCUAGCAGGGCAGAAAUUUGACAAACUGACUUGUUGGUAAGGUGGCAUCCUGACGGUGCCACGUUGAAAGUCACUGAGCUCUUCAGUAAGGCCAUUCUACUGCCAGUGUUUGUCUAUGGAGAUUGCAUGGCUGUGUGCUCGAUUUUUAUACACCUGUCAGCAAAGGGUGUGGCUGAAAUAGCCGAAUCCACUAAUUUGAAUGGGUGUCCACAUACUUUUGUAUAUACAGUGUAUCUGUGGUCAGGUCUAUGGUACGGCAGGCAGUCCUAAAGGUAUGCUGUGUUAUGACAGGCUGUGGUCAGCUCAACUGCUGUGUCCUACAAUAAUAAUAAUUUGAAUGUGUGUUACAGGUUUGACCUGCAUGGUCUCAUAAAGAGAAGCAUGUUAAACCAACCCAGAGUUCUAGGUGGUCUAUUAGGCCACAAUCAGACACUACUCUCUAACCCUGUUGCAUAUUCAGCCUAUUGCAUAUUUACUUGCUUCAAGAUGUCCAAUCAAGCUAAGGUAACUGAACUAAAUGACUAUCGCCCUGUGGCACACCUCUGUCAUCAUGAAGUGCUUUGAGAGGCUGGUCAAGGACCGUAUCACCUCCACCUUGCCCAACACCCCAGACCCACUACAAUUUGCAAUUGCUGUUUCACUGCACAUCGCCCUAUCCCACUGGGACAUUGAGGAAUACUUAUGUGAGAAUGCUGUUCGUCAACUACAGCUCUGCUUUCAACCCCAUAGUGCCCUGCAAGCUUGUCACUAAGCUCAGGGCCCUGGGUCUGAACCCCUCCCUGUGCAACUGGGUCCUUGACUUCCUCACGGGCCGACCCCAGGUGGGUGUAUGGGUAGGAAACAACACCUUUGCCACGCUGACCCUCAACAUGUGGGGCCCCCCAGGUGUUUAUGUUCAGCCCCCUCCUGUACUCUCUGUUUGCAUUUCCUGUACUCCCAUGACUGCAUGGCUACGCACAACUCCAACUCAAUCAUCAAGUUUGCUGACGACACAACAGUGGUAGGCCUGAUUACCAACAACAACGAGAUGGCUUACAGGGAGGAGGUUAGAGCCCUGGAGGAGUGGAGCCAGGAAAAUAACCUCUCCCUUAACGUAAAAAAAACAAAGGAGCUGAUUGUGGACAACCGAAGACAGAGGAGGGAGGACCUGAAAUGGUCCCACCAAACCGACACUGUGGUGAAGAAGGCGCAACAGCGCCUCUACAACCUCAGGCAGCUGAAUAAAUUAAUCAUGGCCCCUAAGACCCUGAUAAACUGCUAUAGAUGCACCAUUGAGAGCAUUCUGUCUGGCUGCAUCACCGCCUGGUACGGCACCUGCGCUGCCAUAAACUGAAUGGCUCUCCAGAGUGUGGUGCGGUCACCGGGAGCACGCUGCUUUCCCUCCAGGACACUUACAGCACUCGUGUCAAAGGAAGGCCAACAGAUCAUUUUAAGGACCUCAGCCACCCAAGUCACGGUCUGUUCACUCUGCUACCAUCUAGCAGAAAGAGACCGUACAGGUGCAUCAAAGCUGGGACUCGAAAGACUGAAAAACAGCUUCUAUCUCCAGGCCAUCAGACUGUUGAAUAGCCAUCUCUAAGUGAGAGAUUCUACUGCGAAGUAUCUACUGCUGUACAUAUCAUUCUUAGUAUAUAUUUUUAGUGUAUAUACGCAUAGAUUGCAUUUGGAUUACUGAUAGUGUUAUUUGGGUUGUUAACUUGAUUUUUCCUGACAUUCAUGAGUUCUUGUUUUUUUAAAAUUGGAUUAUCAUUUGAUGAUCUGUUUGCAUUUUUACUUCAUUGUUAGGAGCUAGUAACACAAUACUUUUGCUGCACCCGCUAUAACAUCCGCUAAACUGUGUAAGCGUUUAUUUAACAUUGAAAUCACACUUUACAAUUCCCAAACCCACAUGCACACAAGUUCCGCAUGGAUGCAGUUUGAUGUAAACAUGGACGGUGUACAUUUAACUAGAUUUGUGUUGAGAGCACUGAUAAGCUGAGGUGAGGCGAGCCCAAGCAUUGUCUGAGCUGUGACACUACGGCAUUGUUUAACUCUAAGAUUAGAUGUGCCGGACCCCAACCCCAGAAAACACACAAACCUUAAUGCAUACCAGGCUGUCAGCAGGUCUGUGACUCAAAUUCUGGGCAUGCCUUUGUGUUGGACACACAGGCAGAGCGGUGACACACUCGCGCGCACACAUGGGUGGCAGUCUAAAGCCACCUGUAUCAGCUCUAUAAGCCAGCCACUUUUGAACGCAGAUGGGAAUGCUGUUCGGAAGACCAGGAAUACAUUCCUGUGCUCCACAGCAGGAUGCUGACUGCCACCAACACCCCCCACAGGGAAACAUCAUCACUCCUUAAACAUUAGGAACAGUCAAAUGAACAGAGUGUUUGAGAUGAAGACGAAAGGCUUGAGGUGUGUGGAGGAAAGGGAUUUGAGUGGAUUCUGAAGGUUGUUGCCACAGGCAGUCCUCUAUAGCCUAGAGGUGAAGAGUGUUUGGCCAGUAACCGAAGGAUCGCUGGUUUGAAUCCCCGAGCUGGCAAGGUGGAAAAAUCUGCUGUUCUGCCCCCAGUUAACUCCCAACAACAACUGCCCCGAUUCAGAGGGGUUGGGUUAAAUGCUGAAGACACACUGAAUGCAUUCAGUUGUGCAACUGACAAGGUAUUCACUUUCCCUCUAUGCUCUACGAUUAGAGUACCCCCCCCCCAGCACAUUAAAAAAGUUAAAGGUUAUGGUGAAUGUAUUGGUUCUCAACUCACUCACUCAUACACACAGGUUUAGAGCCUUGGCCUUUGGCAGGCAGGUGGCUUUGUGUAGAGACAGAAUAUGAAAGGGGGAACGGGGGGAGGUACUCUAAUCGCUCGGCAGAAUGGUGGCGCUCCGAAAUUUUCCCCCGUUCCCCGAGUCCGUCGGCACAUUCCGCAGGCAUUGUUAUCUGCGCUGUUUCCUGCGGCCCGCGGCUUUUGUCCGUCUCGCUCAUUGUCCCGGCUUCCUUUGUUCUCCCCGUCUAACAAUGGCUUUUUUCUCUCCCUUUAUAUAUAUGUGCACUUUUCGCCCUGUGUGUUCUGUUUGUUUUGUUCUCCUGUCUGGCGUGCUUUUAUUUCCUCCUGCAGCGGAGGUGGGAAAAAACACAUCUAAAGUCGGAGAGUUCAUUAAGGUUCAGCCUCUCUCUCUCUGCUCUCUCAACCUGUCCUUAAUUCCAUCUCUCUCCAUCUCUCUGUAUAUUUCUGUUCGUGUGUGUGUGUGAUGUGCAGAGUCUUCGCCUUGUCAUGAUGGUUAACUUUCCCUGAGACUAGAAGUUAGGUUUUCAAGCUAAAGGUACAGUUGAAGUGUGUGUGAUAUUCACAGUAUGUCCUUUGUUCCCUACGCAAAGCAAUGGUUUCUAUACACACACACCCAAAGCUCAGAGACCCAGAGAUACAGUCACACCUGGAAAGGUCUCAUUUACUUUUCUUUGUCUUGAUUACACAGAGUAGGUUUUUUCUUACAGACAAAGUUGGUCGUGGUGUGUGUGAAAUAGUGGGUAAUUUUAGGGUAAUUCAAUAUUGUGUUCGGGUUGAAUAAAGAGGAACAAUACCUUAAUGCAAUAAAUAUAUAAUUAUUGUGCAAUUUAUAUAGGAUACAUUGAGGUUCUAAGUUCAUUAUUUAGGCUAUCUGGUAUUACUGCAUAAGCCUAAAGUUAACAUCAAUCCACGGAGUCAAAAAGGACAUUGUCUAAGUUUAAUUCAAUAAGAAAAAUCUGCGAAAGGAGAGUUGAACAUAAAGAGAAGGGAGGGCCAGAAAAGUAAUGUUUGGGAAAUAUUUGGUGAAGUGGUAAAAGAGGAUGAUAUCACUGCCGUCUAUGUUAUGUGUGAUGAUUGUGAGGCUUUAUACAAAUUCGACAGUCACAAGACGGGACUUAAAAUAGGCCUAUGGCAUGUCAAGGGAACAAACUGUAGCCUACUGUUUAGAUCGGUUAAAUCGAAACUGAAAUCUGGACAUUGACUAACCAGAAUAACCUACUGUUUUUUUUGUCAAACUCCAAAAUCCACUGAUAAUAUUAGUCCCGUGUGAAUCGACAUCCCUGUGUUUUGAGAGAAAUGUCUGAGUUUGACAGGUGUCGCUCACGGUUUGGAAAAAAACGAAUCCAGUCAGAAUCGUCCUCUGGAAUAACGGACAUUCUGGGAUAAUAAAUACAUAACCAACGUUCUCUAGUAAUACUAGUCCGGUGCAAAUAGGGCUAUAGGCUUCAUAAAACUCCUGCAGAAUUAAGCAUUUCUUGCAGUAAAAUGGUACACCAAAUGUAGGCAAUAUUUGGACUUGGGAACAGGAGUGGAGAAAUAAUUUCUUUCUGCAAUGCUCAGUUAGAUACCAUCUGUAGAGGUGCUGUCUUCAUCAUAAAAGCUGAUAGUAUUUCAACCACAUCAAAUAUGCAUCGAAGCCGAACUGAAAUAUUAUCAGAAAAACGUUGGGUAGUUUUCACAGCUUUUCUUUUUCCUUACAACCGGUCAAACUGAUGUAAUUUGGACAUUUUGCACUGAAAAUCUUUCAUUUUCUCCACAGUCCCUAAACGUCUUUGCUCGACAAAAGAUGACAGAGAGAACUUUACCAAUGUCAACCUGAUUGAAGCCAUCAUUCUAUCGAUCUAUUACAUUAGUCUGUUGAGCAAGAGUUAUUUAUAGUCUUCUAGGGCAACAUAAUGACAAAAGAGAAGCUACAUGUAUCUAAUUAUAGACAAGUUGACUAACAAAUAGCCAGUGGCAGUUUUAGCAUGUAAAUCUUGGUGGGGCAAACAAAACAGAAAAAUGUGGGAUGCGUGCCAGCAAAGCCACUACACAACACAACACUAAACAAUACAUUAAUUGCACUAUAACGUGACAAAUGGUACCCACAAACUGUUAGGGCCUACAUAAAGCUGUGCCAACAGCAGUCCCAACACCUUACCACUUCUACACCUGGCUAUCAGCGGAGCCUUGUCUGGCAGCGAAACAGUUCAUUCAGCCUCAUUUACAGCCUUUAAAAAAAAAACAUAGCUGAUAUGGCUGACUUGCUUAAACAAAUGUGGUUUUACUGACAAUUGAGAUGUACAAACUAUGACAUAAGGGGACGACAAGCAGUGUUCUCCCUGUACCCCAAGUCAGAACCGUAGGAUAAGUAAAGGGGGCAUAUAAGCAGACAAUGAAAGCUCUUACAAUAUUUGAUGAUUACAUCUCUUAAACAGGUUAUAGGCUACAUGUGUACCACCAAGUCAGAACAGUAGGCGAAAUUAAGAGGGGAAAAUAGACCAAAUUAUUAGGGUGAGGCACAUGGGCUACUAACAACUUACUACACAACAUACACUUAGUAUUACUUUCUUAGCUACAGUAUACAUAUCUCCCUGGCAUAUUACAUCACUUAAGCAGCAGCAUACAAUACAUUUUUGGACUCAACUUGUUGUGCUGUGCUCACUUGAAUAGGAAGGUGGUGCGGCUGUCCUUCGUGGGCAAAUUUGGUCAUAGUCUGGCAUUCUCUGGAUUUAUGGUGCUUUCAAGUCAACUGGGAACUCUGAAAAAAACAAGGUCGAAUCAUGAUGACGUCAGUUAUCUUCAGGUCGUAGCUCUAGAAAUAGGCCAGAGUUCCGGAUUUACAAUUCCGAGUUGGAUGACGUUCAAAACGUAUUUCCCCAGUCGGAGCUAGUUUGUUCCCGAGUUCCCAGUUUUCUUGAACUCACUGAAGUCAGAUUUCGCAGUUCCGAGUUAAGUUGUUUUGAGCGCUGCACAAAUCAUGCUUCAUUGACAGCAUGGCCAAUGUUGAAUGUUUAUCAUUUUAAGCUUGGAAAAUAGACUCUUAAUCUCAGACUUGUGACCACACAGCCACUCCACUGAAUAGCAGGCUAGUGAAUGCUUUGCAAUGCUUGCAGUUAGCCACUGAUUCCUGCCAAACCACUCAUUGUUGAAUUUGCGCUUUUCCAACUUGUUGUGUAAUGUUUAUGUCCAAUUGUGGAUGAGCACAGAUAUGUUUGAUCUAUUAUUUAUCUUCAUAUGACAAGGAUUAAAAAGGAUUUGCCAGUAGAUUGUCGACUUGAUUCAUGAUGACUGCUAGCUAAGAUUUUGAAAGUAUGAUGUUGACAUGAUCAGUUCAAUCAAAGCUACUGUAGAUAUAACGUGAUAUGAUGUCAUUUUAUCUAUGGCCAAUGACCUUGAGCCUUCUUGGAUGGGCACUUCUAAUGUAACUCUAUGGCAGCACCCAAGGGGCUUGAAUUUUUUAGCUCUACCCUUAGACUUGGCAGUGAUGUAGUGUCCCCAUGAGUGACAGAACACUGAGCCAAUCACGGUGCAACUAGAGAAUAUUACCAACACCUAUGCUCCGUAUUUUCCACUGGCUGCCCCACCACCACCACCACAGAAAGCACUGAGCUAGGCUGAAACACCUGCGUUUUGGAGCUGCCUUACUCAAGAAAGCAAAAAAGAGACCAUGUUUGUAUACAGCUUUAUUAACUCAAUGAUUAUUUAAUUUUUUUACAUUGUUUGCAAACUGAUAUGUGACACGUAGUAAUGCCAAAAUAACAUGUGGGGCUCAAAAUGACGGGUCGCCACUGCAAAUAGCCUACCAAAAUGUUGGAAACUUUAAGCAGAAACAUAUGUAUAUCAGGCAACAACAACAAAAAAUCCUGCACCCCCUGUCAAAAAAUAAUUCUGCAGUCUUUGACUGUAGCCUAUAGCGCAUUUUCUAUAUUUGCGGGUUAGGGUCGGGUGCAGGCCUCUGAUUUUCACUUUAUCACAUAUAGUCGGGCAGUUGCGGAUGGGUUAUUAGCAAUUGCGGUCAGGUGCGGUGAACAAACUGCUGAGCCGCACACCACUAGUGUGUGUGGUCAGCUCCAGACGUGCUGUAAAAUUCAAAGUUGGGCGGUCAUAGAGACACUCAGUUAGUGGGAGUGCGUGCUGUUGUGCGAUCACUCUGGUAAGGCGAGAGGCAUGAGGGCAGAACAGCAUUUGCGUUGCUUUCCCCCUACAUGUUCCCAUGGACUAUCUAUUCACCUGUAUGGUUAUUCUCUCUCCCCCCCGCCCCCUCUAUUUCGCUCUCUCUUUUCCCUUUUCCUUCCAGAAUGGUGGAGCAAAGUCCCCCAGCGCUGCAUCUCCAUGCCAACGGUGAUGUCAGCAUGGUGGGCGUCGGCGUGAAGUUGGAGGAGGAGGAGUCUGGAGGAGAAGGGGGAGGAGCCCAUGCCAAGGCAGAGUUGCUCUCCUCCCCUGCCUGUGAUUGGUCAGGACAUCAGCCAGGGGAACGACUGGAGUCUAGACAGCUGACUCCUCCCCUCUCCCGCUCACCCUCCGUAAUAAACUUCUCCCAUUUUUUUGUUUAAACAAUAUUUUAAAGCUUAUCCAGGUCUGCUUCCCAAUCCCACUAGUCCUUGCCUAUAGGCACUUGUGUAGAUCUGGUUGUACUAUGUUUAUCACAGGCAAACUAGCUACAGUUUGUUAGCUAUAUGAUUGUGAUCUAACAAUGUUUUCCUCCUGAGUGGCGCAGUGGUCUAAGGCACUGCAUCGCAGUGCUAACUGUGCCACUAGAGAUCCUGGUUCGAAUCCAGGCUCUGUCGCAGCCGGCCGCGACCGGGAGACUCAUGGGCGGCGCACAAUUGGCCCAGCGUCGUACAGGGUAGGGGAGGGAAUGGCCGGCAGGGAUGUAGCUCAGUUGAUAGAGCAUGGCGUUUGCAACGCCAGGGUUGUGGGUUCAAUUCCCACGGGGGGCCAGUAUAAAAAAAGAUGUAUUCAUUAACUGUAAGUCGCUCUGGAUAAGAGCGUCUGCUAAAUGACUAAAAUGUAAUGUAAAAUGUCUUGGUAGGAGGGCUCUCCUGGUAAGGAACAGCUUCUCAGACAGAGUCCUGUGGGGAUGAAGGGGGGCAGCAGGGGGUACAACCACCGACCAGAGGGACACAUGCACCCCACUGUCAGCGAAGGUAUGGUACACCUACACCUUUUUUUUUUACAAUGAAUCCCAUUUAGAAUCUGAGGAGGCUAGAGGAGUUUGCCUUAGCUCUCAGUGUGCUCAAGUUUGUGCUCCUAUUCGUUGGCUACAGAAUUGCAAUGAAUUUCCCUUGGCUGUUUUUCUUUUUUAAGAGAAGUCACACAAAGUACCUUCCUAUUGAAAUCCUUACAAAGUAGCAGACCUUGAAAUAUGAACUACUGCGUUGAUUCACACACAAUCUAAUUCCAUUUGUUCAUACAAUAUGGCGGCUGGACAACAAGUAACACAUCUUUGUCCUGUGUCCUGUUGGCAGUCAUGCCCACCAUAGAGAAGCUUCUGAGUGUGGACUGGAGGGAUAAACUUCUGGACAAAAGCCCCCUGGGAGGCAACCACCUGAAAGGUGAGCUCUCACCCCUUUACCCCUAACCCCUGACCUUUACCUCUCACCCCUGACUCACCCAUCAGCGCUUUGUCUUAACUGUCUCUCCACCUGUCUGUCAGUCUCUGCUUGCCUGCCUGUCUGCCUCCUAUAUCUAAUUGCCUCUCUAUGUAUAAUCCUGUUUGUACUCAUCUCUCUCGUUCUCUCUCUUUCUUGUUCUCCCUCCUUCCCAGGCACUCCAGAGUCUCUGGCAGAGAAGGAGCUGCAGUUGUUGUUGAUGAUCAACCAGCUGGGUGGUCUGAGGGAGCAGCUGCUGGGAGCCCACUCUGAGCAGAGGAACAUGGCCGCCUUGCUGCUGGAGAAACAACAGCAGCAGAUGGAGCUGGCCAGACAGCAGCAGGAACAGGUGAUCCUGACCUCUGACCCCUAACACAACUCACACUCACUCUGACCCCAAACCCUAACAUUGACCAUAACCUGAGUGUACCUGGACUAAGCUUUAUGUUGUUAAUGUGUGUGUGGUUUAUUCCAGAUUGCCAAACAGCAGCAGCAGUUGAUCCAGCAGCAGCACAAAAUCAACCUGCUUCAGCAGCAGAUCCAGGUGAGACGAGACCUCUAUAAAUGACAUGCUAUUUUCAUAACAGAAUUUAGAAGUAACUUUGGGGUAACUCUGAGUGUGACUGACCUUGUGCCCUCUGUCUGACCUGGUCUCAGCAGGUGAACAUGCCCUACGUGAUGAUCCCAGCCUUCCAUCCCAACACCCAGCAACUCCCUGUCACUUCCGACACCCAGAUGACCAUGCCUCUGCAGCCAAUCCCCUGCAAGCCAGGUGAGUCACACUGCUCACCAACCUCUCUUAGCCAAUCCCCUUCGAGCCAGGUGAGUUACCAUGUUGUCACCAUGCCGACAGCUCAGUGCUUUCAGCAAUAUCUCCUGUAUGUUUUUCUGUAAGCUUUAUCAUAUAAAUAAUACCUUUUAUAGUACUGUAAAUGGACCUGUAUACUUCAACUCAAGGUCUAGUGCGGUAUAAAUACAGAUCACUGCAGCAGAAAUGGAGAGAUGAAUAAUAUAGACCUCUGUCUGGGUAGAGCAUUGCUCCACUCAUAGAAAUAUGGAGAAAAGGCUUCUAUAAGACUUCCUUGAACUCAGAGCGUUUCUAGGAGCCUUGCAGCCUCUCGGUAUGAACAGUAAGAAACACACGUCUGCCCCUGAAUGUAGCCUCACCUCACUGAGCGCAUAACACUGCACUGACAAGAAUACCUCAGCAGCCUUACAAUGCCUGCUGGCUUUCCAAAGGCCUGGGAGGAUGCAGUGAAUAGGGGUGCAGAUGGUCGUUGUGAACCUCAUUGAUCUGUGAGGCAGUGUUUUUCUCUGUCUUGGAGGUCAGGUGGUGUGAAGCUAGGGUAGACUGAAGCAGAUAUGUAUUUUUACCUGGAAUUCCACAGACCAAGGCCCCACUGCAAUGCUUCCCAAAAAUGAGGGUUGGUUGGGGCCCAUUGGUGGGCUGUGACAUGGUUUAGAUUACUCAGUAGUUCAUUAUAAACACUCAAUCCUCUCAUACACUAUGAAAACAAAUAAGUAACAUGCUGACAUCAAGUGAUCGCUGCAGACUUUUAAUGUAUCAUAAAUGUCAAUCUGAAACAACAAAACAAUGGUCAAUUUAGCUCCUCGGUUUUGUUUGUCUUGUUGCUAUGUACUGUGUAAGUUGCAAGAAAAAGAGCAGUAGUCCCUUUCAAAUUGUAUUGUGGUCAGUAACCUUCUCAGUCAAACCCCAUUUUCCCUGCUCAUACCCUUCAAUCUGUGGUGCAGUCAGCAUGAUGAUAGUACAGAUAAUGUCUAAACGUUGUUUGGAUGUUAUUGAUUCUGUUCCCUUCAGACAGGGAUUGUGAAGCUUUCAUCUCCACCCUUUUUAUUUUGCAGUGGACUAUCCCAUGCAGCUGCUGCAGAACUCUCGCUCCACCCCUGUGAAAAGGCCCAGUGGUACCUUCCGUCAGGUAGUGCUUUUCAUCCAUUACUAAACUAUAUGGUAGAGUAAGACCUUUGGCCAGAUUCUAUCUUUGCACCUGUUAUUUUCCAGAUGGAAUAAAAUAAGGUGAAUUGGAAAGUAACCAAAUGGUGUAAAUGCUAAGUGUCAAUAAAGACAGGUUUUCUGUGCUUUAUACCUCUCUGAAAAUAACAGCUGCAAACAUUGCACAGGUUACAAUCCUAAUACAGCACUAUAGUACAUAGUACAUGGAUAUUUGUAUUUGGAUAGCAUGUCAUGUUGGUGGUUGAGGCCUGAGGUAUGUACUGUAUGUACCUAGGAAGCCAGCUCUCUUAACACUACAGAUACAGGCUGGGAGAUCUUUGAAAAUGCUGUCAAAACAAUGCACUCCAAAUUAACAAUGCAUGUUUCUGGUAUCUGGGACAGUGAACAACUUAACAAAUACACCACACCCCAUUCACAGUUGUGUGUGUAUGUGUGUGUGUGUGCCUUUGCGUGCACAAUGCAGUCAUGCUCUGUCUGCACUGUUGCACAAGUGGAAAAGGGCAUCAUGUAAAUCACUAGACAAUCACUAAACAAAAGAAAGAACAGACAGACUAAAGAAACACUACAGCGGUGUGAAAGGAAAGAUCUGCCGUGACACACCAAAUAUGUCAUUCAUAACCCUAACAUACACACCCACCCCAUACCUGGGUGUGUUUGUUAUAUUGACUUUGAUGAGAAUUUAAAGUUGUGUGUGUGUGUUUUAUAUUGACUUAAGUAAGCAGUGUAUUCUGAAUGUGUUUUUUUGUGUUGGGCUGACACACUGCUAAUUGUCUACUCUUCUGUCUUUCAUCCCCUUAGGAAGCCAGCCAGCCUCUGAACCUGACCUCCAAGCCCAAGGGGAUGGACAUGGGGAAGAGCCCCAGCCCGCAGGCCUUUGAGCUGGGCUCGCUGACUCUGCAGGGGGGGUACAGACCCAGGGACAACCAUAGAGACAGCCCUUCACGACCUGCACUUAACCUGGGUCAGUCUACACGCACACACACGUACGUACACAUACACACACACACACACACACACACACACACACACACACACACACACACACACACACACACACACACACACACCGGCCAGCUAGUCUAUUAGGUACAUUAAUAUGCUACACAAAUGGUUCGCUCCUACAGACAGGAAGUCACAAGGCCGUGGCAUGUUAUAUAAAGCAGGCAUCGAGGCCUUCAGUUACUGUUCGAUUGAACAUUACAAUGGGCAAAACGAGUGACCUAAGCGACUGAGUGUGGUAUGAUCAUCGAUGACAGGCGCGCCGGUUCCAGUAUCUCAGCAAUGGCCGACCUCUGGGCUUUUCACGCACAACAAUGUCUAGGGUUUACUGAGAAUGGUGUGAUGAACAAAAAACAUCCAGUCAUGGGCAGUCCUGUGGGCGAAAACAGCUCGUUAAUGAGGGAGGUCGAAAGAGAAUAGCAAGAAUUGUGCAAGCUAACAGGUGGGCCACAAACAGACAAAUAACGGCGCAGUACAACAGUGGUGUGCAGAACGGCAUCUCGGAAUGCACAACUCGUCGAUCCUUGUCACGGAUGGGCUAUUGCAGGAGACGACCACACCAGGUUCCUCUCCAAUCAGCUAAAAACAAGAAGAAGCGGCUCCAGUGGGAACAUGAUCACCAAAACUGGACAAUUGAGGAGUGGAAAAACAUUGCCUGGUCCAACGAAUCCCGGUUCCUGUUGCGUCAUGCUGAUGAUCCUGAGUCAGGAUUUGGCGUAAGCAGCAUGAGUCUAUGGUCCCAUCCUGCCUGGCACACGUUAGGUCCCUUGACACCAAUUGAGCAAUGUUUGAACGCCACACCCUGUAGAAUCCAUACCCCGGAGAAUUCAGGUUGUUCUGGAGGCAAAGGGGGGGGAUCCGACCCAGUACUAGAUGGUGUACCUAAUAAACUGAAUGUUUACACACACACACACACACACACACAUACCUACCUCCACUCAUGCCAUUCCUCAAAUUCAGGCAUGUCAACACCCUGACUGUGUGUGUGGUGUGUGAAAGAACCUGUUCCUCCUUUGACUUCAGGGCUUGUGCGCUACCAUCCCCAUCCCCUCUGAUGCAAUAGGUGUACUCUGAUACCUUGACUCACUUUUAUAUUGACAUUUGCAACACUUUGUCGGUGCACUGUCCAUUUGAGCUUCUAAUGACCAAUUUGUACCUGUUUUUUUCCCCCCCUAAUUUUCUCUCUUUCUCUCUCCUCCUCUCUCUCUACAGGUUUCCUGGGAGAGGGGGAUGUGGUGACCCAGGCCAUCCACGAUGCACAGCAGCUGCUGUGGAGUCAUGGGCCGGGCGGAAGAGUGAGGGAGCGAGAGAAAGACAGCACUGCCAGGAUGGUAAGCCAUUGUCUAAAGUCACUCUCUCCUGUCACACACACACACAGGCUGGCAGGCUUAGGGUCGGGGGUGGGUUCAGGGCCAGGUUUAGGGUUACAGGGAUGCGUGGUCUCACAGUGGCUGUUAUAGACUGGAGAAUGUCUCAGCUACACACACACUGAGAAAGUAUCAGCCAUGUCCUCAAGCAGGAACAACAGCUGCUGUAAACUUACAAAAGUGUUCUUAUAAACACCAUGGGGAUGACUCACCUUUCUCCUUUGUCCACUGUAACACACCUCUCCCCUCCUCUCCCCCUCCUCUCUGCCGUCUCUCUCUCCCUCCUCCUCUUCUCUCCAGAGCCAUAGAUAGUGUUCGGCCAAGUGUGUUUGAAAUGUAGACUUUUCAUGGACUCCACAAUGGCACCAAAAGCUCCAAGACGAGUCCAUUCUUCAGCAGUGACAAUGUCAUUGUUGUGGAGCAUUUGGUGCCAUCAUAGAGGAUAGUCCUUAUGUCUUUCACCCCUCCACCAUCCUCUCUUCCUCUCCUCAGGUCUAUAAACAACACAGUUCUCUCCUCCUCAUCCCUCUAUUAUUUCCUGCUUUAAAACACUGGCUGAUAUGAGAAACAUCACCCUGCUCAGCCAGAAAUAGUGCUGUUCAACUCACUCACGCACGCACACACACAGAGAUAAUGUUAAAUGCUCUCUUCAGACCUGUUUUUAUUGCCGCAACAUUCAAAUAUGUGUACCCAUGUGUGUUAAGGUGUAGGCCUGUGUCUGUCAGGUGUGUGUGUGUAACUCUCUGUCUCUGUGUAGGAGUAUAAGGUGGCUGGACACAGCAACAGGCUGCCACACCCAGACCCGGGAGAGAACAGACAGACCCGCCAAACCAACGAGGACCACCACAGCAGUGACUCUGAGGGUAGGCCCUCCAUAACUGCCUGAUCAAAAAGAACAUGUGGUUUAGAUGGUAGAGGGCAAGCAUGGCAGUAGUCUAGAGCUUUACUCUCCUCCUCUUUAUCUACACUGAUCUGAACACACAACACACAGAGCAGGGGAAAGCAACAUGGAGAAUUCUUGUAUUUGUUUUCACCUUGUUCUUUUAAAAGUGAAGGAAAGUAGAUUUGUUGUUGGCCACUGACUAACUGUCCCCCCCACCCUCUUCCCCUCCUGCAGGCCCCCUGUCUGCUCCUGGUGUAGGGUUGUUUACAGAGGUUCGCAGCCCCCCCUCCUCCGUCCACAUCAAGAGGCCCAUGAACGCCUUCAUGGUCUGGGCCAAAGAUGAGAGGCGACGUAUACUACAGGCCUUCCCUGACAUGCACAACUCCUCCAUCAGCAAGAUACUGGGUGAGCACACACACACGGGGACAUAAAGCAUGCACUAAUGGCUCCUCUGGGAUUAAUAGAGUCGUAUGAAAUUGAAUUGACAUGCAAAACACACACAUGCUGUCAGUCAAUGUGCACUAUAAUUGUUUGUGUGUACUCUUUGUGUGUGUGUGUCUCUAUUCCGGGUGUGUCACCUGCUGUAGUCCUGGCACAGAGGGGCAUGCGAAGGCACGAUCUGCCACCUGCUUCCCCCGGCGACAGGAACCCCCCCACACACACCCCUUUCCUCUGACCAAACACUUACAUUCCAUUCCAUUGUGGAGCACUGGAGACACUCAUGCUAUCGCUCCCUCCUCCCCUCCCUCCCCAUCGAACGUAGUUUAGCUAAGCCCUUUCUCUGGAAAUCUGUGUCCAACUAGUUUCAGGGUUUAAUGUCACGUGCACAAGUACAGUGAAAUGCCUUUCUUUCUAGCUCUAAACCUAACAAAACUGUAAUAAAUAUCAAUGUAGUACUAAAAAUAACAUAAGGUAGAACAAAAACAUACGAGAAAUAUAAAAUAGAAAUAAGAAGAACAGGAGAAAGUAAGAAGCUACAGUAUAUACAGGGUCAGUUCCAAUACCAUAUUUACAAUGUGCAGGGAUACUGGAGUGGUAGGGUUAGAUAUGUAUAGGGGUAAGGUGACUAGGCAUCAGGAUAUAUGAUAAACAGAGUAACAGCAGCGUAUAUAUGAUGAGUGUGUGUGUGUGCGUGUCGAGUCGGUAUAAAUGUGUGUGUGUGUGAGUGUGUAGAGUUCUGUGAGUGUGCAUAGAGACAGUGCAACAACAACAAAAAACAUACAAGGGUCAUCUCACUGUGUAGCCAUUUAGUUAGCUAUUUAGACAUUUACAUUUUCGUCAUUUAGCAGACGCUCUUAUCCAGAGCGACUUACAAAUUGGCAGUCUUAUUUAUGGCUUGGGGAUAGAAGCUGUUCAGGAGCCUGUUGGUAUCAGACUUGAUGCACCGGUACCGCUUGCUGUACGGAAGCAGAGAGAACGGUCUGUGGCUUGGGUGGUUGGAGUCUUUAAUGAUUUUCUGGGCCUUCCUUUCACACCGCCUGAUAUAAAAAUCCUGGAUAGCAGGGAUCUCGGCCCCAGUGAUGUACUGGGCUGUCCGCACCAACCUCUGUAGUGCCAUGUGAUCGAGGGCGGUGCUGUUGCCAUACCAAGCAGUGAUGCAGCCAGUCAAGAUGCUCUCAAUGGUACAGCUGUAGAACCUUUUGAGGAUUUGAGAGCUCAUGCCAAACCUUUUCAACCUCCUGAGGGGGAAGAAGUGCUGUUGCGCCGCCUUCACGACUGUGUGCACGUGUGUCCUUUUUCACGACUCUGUCUGUGUCCUUCCUUCCCUCCAGGAACUAGAUGGAAGUCUAUGUCUAACCAGGAGAAGCAGCCCUACUAUGAGGAGCAGGCCAGGCUGAGCCGACAGCACCUGGAGCGUUACCCCGACUAUAAAUACAAGCCCCGCCCCAAACGCACCUGCAUCGUGGAGGGGCGGAGACUCCGGGUGGGCGAGUACAAAGCCAUGAUGAAGAGCCGGAGACAGGAGCAGAGAGGGGCAUACACACACAGGUAACACACACACACACACUGGAGAUGAUGUUCUGUUAGAGAUUGGCCCUGACAGUGAAUAGAACCUGAGUUGCUAUUAUACAGAGAGCUCUUAGUGAAAAUAAACAAUGAACUCUGUUCCCGUCCCACAUGCAUUUUCUGUAAGAAUACAAACAAACCCACUGUGGUUAAAUAGAAAUGCAGGGCUACAGCUGGUUAUGUCGUUUCUCAUAGUGAAUAAAACUCUGCUCUAUUGUUCUCUAUGACUGUAAAACUGCUCUUGAGUAACAGCAGCUUUGAGUGGUUUGUUUACUUCAGUCCAGUCCUCUUCUCUGGGUAUGGACUUGUCCUGAGACAUGGUGCUAGACCUCUACAUACAGCCAUGCCUCAGGACAAACAACUAUCCAGUCCUUUCAGAUUUAGACAAGGAUUUGGGAUUUGUUGGACAUUCCAGCACCAAAGUCCUGUCUCUUCCUGUCUUCCAGCCAAUCAGAGCCGCUGAAGCUGCACUACGCCCCAGGCGAGGGCCAAUACCCAGGCGGCGGUGGAACGGUCUCCAUGCCGACGGUGCCAUUCCACCCUGCGCUAUUGGAGCACUACCUGCCACGAGGGUUGGAGGCUCCGCCUCCUCGCAGACCUGAGGGGCAGAUCACACCCACUCCACUCCACAGAGAGAGGGAGAGAGAGAGACCACCACCGUACAGCGAGGGGGAGGAGAGCGACAGAGGAGAGAGGAGCGAGGGAGAGCUAGUUCUCCUCACUGACUGA
Messenger RNA from Coregonus sp. 'balchen', 21639 nucleotides. Lineage: Eukaryota; Metazoa; Chordata; Actinopteri; Salmoniformes; Salmonidae. The record is from the annotation of a GenBank genome assembly.